This is a messenger RNA of Acanthamoeba castellanii str. Neff, 369 nucleotides long. Its product is annotated as threonyltRNA synthetase, putative. Gene Ontology annotation, molecular function: threonine-tRNA ligase activity. Gene Ontology annotation, biological process: threonyl-tRNA aminoacylation. Lineage: Eukaryota; Discosea; Longamoebia; Acanthamoebidae. The transcript has 2 exons. Gene Ontology annotation, cellular component: mitochondrion. The record is from RefSeq and is a predicted model, not a curated record. The coding region runs from base 1 to 369 and encodes 122 amino acids.
AUGGCGAUCCUGCUGGAGCACACCUCGGGCAAGUGGCCCUUCUGGCUCUCUCCGCGGCAAAGCGUCAUCCUGCCAGUCACUGACGAUCACUACGACUACGCCAAGCAGGUCCACGCUCAGCUGCAGAAGCAGCGGGAGGACAAGUUCAACGAGUUCUUCGUGGACCUGGACGGCCGGACGAAGCUGACGCUGCCCAAGCGGAUCAAGGAGGCACAGGAGAAGCAGUACAACUACAUCCUGGUCGUGGGCGAGCGCGAGCGUACCGAGGGCACUGUCAGCGUGCGCACCCGCGACGGUGUAAUCCACGGCGCCAAGACCACGGCCGACCUUCUCACCGAGUGGCGACAACUCCUCGACGCGUUCCAGUAG